CCGGAGAGAAAGGUUAACGAAUAAAGGAACCAUAGAUCUUCAAAACACGUUUUGUUUAAGUACUUUAAGCUAUUGAUUUGACGUAAACAAAGGCUGUUGCGAUGUCGGACCCUGCUUUAAUGGGACCUGCUUUGCCGCCGAAGUUUCAAAAGGAUGAUGAAUCUGACGAGGAACCUCCCAUAGGUCCAGCGUUACCUUCUUUUUACAUAGCGGAUGAUUCGUCCAGUUCCUCGGAGGAUGGCGAGACAUUUAGAAGAGGAAAAAAAAAAAACUCUAAAUAUGCAGUAGCUGGUCCAACAUCUAGUCAACAACUCAGAGUGGAUGUGGCUUCAGGUGAAACACUGGGAGUUGAUGAUGAUGAUGAUUACUUAUUUGGCCCUGCUCUUCCUCCUGGAUAUAAAAAGCAACAAAUGUCACCUGAAAGGCCACCUCUGCUGGGACCCGCACUACCUCCAGGCUUCCGCAGAUUGAAUGAUGAAGACGAGGAUUCAAAUGAGGACGAAGGAUUCUCUGGCCCUGCCCUUCCCCCGGGCUAUAGGGCUGAGUCAUCAGGCAGUGAGAGUGACGGAGGAGACGAUGACAUUGUUGGGCCAAUGCCUUUUAAAGGGGAUAGGCCCAACAACUCAGUCGCCCAGGACUUUGAGAGACGCGCUCAGAAGAUGAAAGACAAGCUGACCGGUGUAAAUGAUGGCCCUGAGGAGGUGAAGAGGGAGACCUGGAUGACUGAGCUGCCGCCAGAGCUGCAGCAUAUAGGUCUGGGUGCCCGCACAUUUAAGAAGAAGGCAGGCCCAGAGAAAGGGGAUCGCAGCAUGUGGACGGACACCCCAGCAGACCGGGAGCGCAAGGCCAGGGAGCGACAGGAAGGAAAGAAAAGUGGGAAGACGGAAAAAAAAGAGGCCCCACGUCUCCCUCAGAAGGAUAUUGAGAUGGCAGAGAAAGUGUCUAAGUACAAUGAAUCCAAACGUGGGGAGUCUCUCAUCAAUAUGCAUACCAAGAAAUUAAAGAGGAAAGCAGCAGAUGAGGGCAAUAAGCCAGUGGAGAGGAGGGCCUUUGACCGUGACCAAGACCUGCAGGCCAACCGCUUUGAUGACGCCCAAAAGAAGUCCCUGCUAAAGAAGUCAGCUGAACUGAACACGCGUUUCUCUCAUAGCAAAGACCGCAUGUUCCUGUAGCCAGCAAACAUUCAUCUGUAACCUGACUGCUACCCAAGUCUUUCUUGGGUUAAUAUGUGUGUAGAGUUUCAAUUCAGUUGCAUUAAGCUGUUAAAAUAUUCUUCUCAAAGAGAAAGAGCAAUGUUAAACAGUGUAUUUGACUCUCUGUGUUGCAUAUCAUUUGAUACCAUGGCUGUAGAAUGCUUUCAUAUGUGUCAGUCUUCAAUUCACAACCAAGACUUUUUGCCAUUGGUUGGUUUUUGUAUUUUCAGUAUAUUUCCUUUUUCAUCAUUCUUCAUUUUUUGCAGUCAAUCAUUCUAUUACACUUAUAUUUUGUACUUGAUUGUUCUGUACUGUGUGAGAACAAGUCGGUUCAGUAAGUAGUAAACAUUGUAGCUUGGUUUUUUUUUUUGCUCUUUGAUGGAGGCAUGAGAAAUAAUGUAUAUAGACAUAUUUUGCAAUUCUGUAGAAUAUAUUUUAUCUCUUCCAAAGUUUAAAGGAUCUUUGACAUGUUCACAAUUUACCUAUGGCUGUAACAUGUAGGUUUUAUAGUGUGUAUGUAUGUGUGUGUGUGCACAAAAAAGAGACCGCUACAAUCUUAUUGUAUGUGAUCACUUCUAUCUUCAUUUUUUUACUGUACUAUAUUUCGUGUGGAAAUUGCUGUAAUUUACUUUGAACAUAAUUAAAGUCCAAAAUGUUGGUCGAUUA
Molecule: messenger RNA, 1859 nt
Organism: Clupea harengus (Atlantic herring)
Lineage: Eukaryota; Metazoa; Chordata; Actinopteri; Clupeiformes; Clupeidae
Gene: gpalpp1
Product: GPALPP motifs containing 1
Source: RefSeq, a predicted model, not a curated record